This is a messenger RNA of Trichoplax adhaerens, 390 nucleotides long. RefSeq lists its product as uncharacterized. The annotation marks the transcript as partial. The transcript has a single exon. Gene Ontology annotation, molecular function: protein binding. Gene Ontology annotation, cellular component: kinesin complex. The record is from RefSeq and is a predicted model, not a curated record. NCBI's taxonomy places the organism in Eukaryota, Metazoa, Placozoa, Uniplacotomia, Trichoplacea, Trichoplacidae.
UCACUGCAAAUUCGAUUGUCAGUCCUUGGUCACAAUCAUCCCGAUGUUGCGCAGUCAUAUCACAACAUAGGAGUUGUCUAUCAUGACCAAGGCAAGUACGAUCAGGCUGUGGAGAUGUAUAACAAGUCACUGCAAAUUCGAUUGUCAGUCCUUGGUCACAAUCAUCCUGAUGUUGCGUGGUCAUAUCACAGCAUAGGAUGUGUCUAUCUUGACCAAGCCAAGAUCGAUCAGGCUAUGGAUAUGCAUGACAAGUCACUGCAAAUUCGAUUGUCAGUCCUUGGUCACAAUCACCCUGAUGUUGCCAACUCAUAUAACAACAUAGGAGUUGUCUAUAGUCACCAAGGCAAGAUCGAUCAGGCUCUGGAUAACUUUAAGAAGUCACUGUAUAUC